Thlaspi arvense is the source of this 279-nucleotide messenger RNA. The record is from the annotation of a GenBank genome assembly. NCBI's taxonomy places the organism in Eukaryota, Viridiplantae, Streptophyta, Magnoliopsida, Brassicales, Brassicaceae.
AUGAAUAGAUACGCCAUUGCUAAAGGGAAGUCGUACAGCUACGUGCUUCAGCUUGCGGUUUCGCUAGGCCAGCUCUACGGAUGUCUCGUGUAUUUCAUUACAGCUAUCUUGGAAGGAGACAACUUUGCUACAAACUCCUUCUACUAUUACUCCUACUACGUCGGGGCUAAUGGAUGGUGGGUCUUGAUACCUUUACUCAUUUCUUACCGUUGCUGGAAAAAGAUCUGUGCAGCUGCCAACAUCGUGGAGACGACGAAGACGAAGAAGAAAAUCCGUUGA